AUGGGAUAUCAAUGUAAAUGUGAGGGUCUGUUUGUUUGGCCAAUUGACACGUGUCAUUCAUAUGAGACCUGUGAUAACAUCACUGAUGGUGUGUGUACAUGUAUCAAUGCUCUUCCAAACAAUGGACAGUUCUGCCAGUUAAAGAAAGGUACGACUUCCAACUACAUGAUUGAUGUUGAUGUGAGAUUCUUUGACUCGUCUCUUGUGAACUACUUACGACAUCUGAUCACAAAUUUCAACUUUCCUCUCGCUCUGAGUAACAACAUAAAUGUCACAGAUAUCGACAUGAGUACUGUGUGUGGAUUAAAUGGCACAGAAUAUGAGUGUAAGUGUGAGGAGCAUCAUGUCUGGUCCAAUGACACCUGUGAGGUCUAUCAGGUGUGUGAUGGGAUUGUGGGAGGAACUUGUGGAUGUAUUCAAGGUCUCCCUUCAGAGGGUCAACUUUGCCAGAAAGACAUAAAUGAAUGUAAAGAUGCACAGUCAGUGUGUGGUCAAAAUUCAGAUUGUAUUAACACCAUUGGGAGUCACAUUUGUUCAUGCUGGAGUGGAUUUGCUCCCUUGAAUAAAGACAUUCCUGUGAGCGUCAACAACUCAUGUGUCCGGACUCAACCUUUAACUGAAUAUCUGAUUGAAAUUGAGAUAAAUACCCUGAAUCCUGCCAUCAUUGAUCAGCUGAGGAGGCUUCUGUUGUCUUUCAAUUUACCCUACACACUCACUGACAACACAAACAUUACAGAAAUCAACAUAACUACUGUCUGUUCUUUGAAUGAAAUGGGAUAUCAGUGUAAAUGUGAGGGUCUGUUUGUUUGGCCAAUUGACACGUGUCAUUCAUAUGAGACCUGUGAUAACAUCACUGAUGGUGUGUGUACAUGUAUCAAUGCUCUUCCAAACAAUGGACAGUUCUGCCAGUUAAAGAAAGCAUUUUACCCAUGA
Paramisgurnus dabryanus is the source of this 933-nucleotide messenger RNA. RefSeq lists its product as uncharacterized. Lineage: Eukaryota; Metazoa; Chordata; Actinopteri; Cypriniformes; Cobitidae. The record is from RefSeq and is a predicted model, not a curated record. Gene Ontology annotation, biological process: adenylate cyclase-activating G protein-coupled receptor signaling pathway. Gene Ontology annotation, molecular function: G protein-coupled receptor activity; calcium ion binding.